AUGAAGGGUACGGUCUUGAUCUGCUGUUUCCUCUCCCUGCUGCUUUUGCAGGCCACAGCAGGUAAGGCUUUUGGUGAGGAGUUUGAUGAAAUCUUUGGAGGAUGGUUCUCGUUUUACUUCAGGGUGGUGCACUGUGGAGAUAUGACAGAUUAGUGCUACUGCUGAAUGAAUGAAGGAAGGAUGUGGUGUAAGUUUGAAGCUCUUACAUGAAGGCUUGAUUUCUCUGUUAGCUUGAUCACACAGCGGCGUUUCAGGGAACUUUGAUUUGAAUGAAAAAGCGAUCAUGGAUGUGUUGUGGAAAAGCAGCGAGCGUUAGUUUGUUUCUGUGUCCUGUACCGGGGCAGCUGGAUCAGGAUUAGCAGCUAGUGGCACAGUUUGCUGGGAUAGUGACAGUCAUGGUGACACCAGCUGAGGAUAGAAAUGCUAUCCAGGUCUUUCUUUCCCACCAAGCGCAGCUAUUUAAACUCUGUCAGAGUUUAUAUUUGAUGUGUCAGUGCCCAGGAAUAAUAAUCAACACAUUUAGGGGGCUCUUACUUUUCUUUACAAGGAUAAAAUCACAACAAAUGCAGCAUUGAUUUGGAGAAUAAAUGAGUGUUUAUCAACUUCUUUUUUCGUGGCUUUAAAAGGUGAGGUUUGUUCAAACUUUUCCUAAGCCUUUCCUCUGGACUGACAGCACGGCAGCUGUCGUAACGCAUGGCACCAGCUGAUGGAAAGUCUCGCUCUAACCAAGGAGGAAAGAGCUUGAAUAGAGGACUGAGCGUUUUGUCACUUUCUGGCCUGCGCUCAGAGAUGUGAUCUCCGAGCUUUAGUUUCAACUUGUUUUGGAUAGUUUACUCUCUGGGUGAAAUACGGGGCGAGAUUUUUGUGAUGACAGUCCAGAGCAUCACGUCAAUCCCACAGUAAAUGCGAUCACAUGGCGCUCAUGUAGUUCAAUGUCAUAGUGACAACAACCUCUCCCAGAUUACCCAUUCUAAAAAUGUGGACUGGUGUCUGAGUACGGACCGGAGCUUCUGGCAUUACCCUUGUCUGUCACCCUUGUCCGUCCUUGGAGUGGCGUUCAGCUCCGCAGAUCGGGCCCAGGCCUCCAUAUUCCAGGCCGCUGUCAGGUGUCUAAGAUUGGAAGGCCUCCUGAAACCCAACACUGGUCACUACGCUUCCUACCUCCCUCUCCCCUUCCCCUCCUGACUCCUCACCCCUCCCUCUCCCGUGCUUCCCUUUAGAUACUCUGCACAGCUGCUGUCACUCUGCACUGUCACAAUCGCAAUUUAUUCCCAGCAGUUGGCCUUAUAGGGACAUGCAUUCUCCAGGCAGGAGGGGCCGGGCUUUGGCCGCAAGUUAUAACUUCAUCUUGGAGUCCUGUGCAGGUGUCUUUCCGUGGUCUUCAAAUAUCUGAUUGUGCCAAUUCAUUGACAUCCUUUGGUGUCAAGUACCGGCGAACUAUGAGUCCAAAACUCUCUAAGAACAUGAGCUCCUCACUUAGAGUCAGGACCUCCAUCAUGGUAUCUAACUGCAAAAAGAUACACUCUUUUUAAUGGAAAGUAAAAUAAUCAAUGUCCGGAUUUCCUUCUUCAAAAGCAAAGACUCAUUUGUUUAUCCUGCCACUGAAAUUUAGACGAUUAUUUGUGUAAUUUAUUGCAGCAUGAUUUGGCGCACUGGCACCGUCUUGUUGUUGUGAAAUUGUACCCACAAUUCUUGAGCGUGUCUCUGAUCCGAAGAGACGAUCACGCCGCAACCUGAGGUGUGGAGCAUCCGCCAGACUUUAGCUGAAUGACAAACCCAUCGCCUGGUCAAUAAUCAGUCUUUUGAAGAAGGUAUUGAUCAGUAAAAACUGUUUUUAUCGGUGGAAAUGUUACAUGGACUCAUAUCUAUGGUUCUGCUCAGUCAUGUAGCCGUAAACAUACAGAUGUCGCUAUAGUAACUGUUGGGUUAUAAUAAGGUUGCAAGAAACUCAACACUAACCAAGCAGUGUAUAGUAUCCAGAGUCAUCUGUGGGCUUUAAGAAAGGGAUUUGAGAAAGCUGUUAAAGCACUAUAUUAAAGUCAUUAAUGCAAAUGUCAUUACAGCAUAUGGUGAAACUGCAGCAGAGACGAGUUUAGACUCGACUUUUUAUAGAUAGAUGUCCCCCCGCCUCUUUUGGAUCCUGAUUAGAGCUUUACAUCACUGCGUUUAUACUUAAACGGUAACUCUAUCCAGUCUUGACACAUUAAAAACAUAUUUAGCCUCCUCACUUUGUAAAAACGUAAAAGCGCUCUGUCUGCAUGUGAUCCCCUCUGUUGGCAUGUGGCAUGUCUGGGACAUCCCUACGCUUGUAGUAGUAGAAGAGGGGACACGUCAGUCAGACUCGACAGCCCUAUUACACGCCCCUCCUUAAGACAAGCCCUCCCAGGGCCCAAGGGCACCUGACGUCCUUCCCCGGCUUUCAAACAGGAGAGCAGGGAUAGAGGUAACAGAUCGACACCUCAGGGCGAAGUGUCUCCGCUAGUGCGCCUUGCUUCGAGACCUGUCACUCAACUUCAUGUGACGUUAAAGUCACCUCUUUGAGGAUUUGCAACCCGAAUGUGGCCCACAUACGAUGGUUCUUAGAGGAUGUGACAGCCCUUGUGAAGUAAGAUUUUCACUGUGGAAUAAAUAAACCAAUAUGAGAAUUUAAGGACAGAACGAUUUCACCAAUUCAUAUAAAUCUCACCAAAAAGCAUGUUUUGUUAUCAAAUAGGUCUUAAUUUAUCGGCUUGUAUAUUCCAGUCAUAUUUAAGGGAUGUGAAUGUCUCUGAGUCUCCACACUGGCUAUCGGUCGAAACCCUAAAAUAGGAGGCGGCCGUUCUGCCCCCUCCUCUGUCCAUCCUCUGACCCAUUGUGGGUCUAUUUUUGACUUUGGGGGAGUACUAGCUCCACAAGCUGUGCCACCUGUUGCCAUUCGUGGCCUCUCCUCACCAUGCCCUGCACAGGCUCUGCUGACUGCCAUCACACCUCUGACCCUUGCGUUGUGGGAGAAUCCUGCACAUUUAUAAUUAAUUUAUCAGGUUUUGGUCUUAAAAGUUAGAGGAUAUGAAUUUGCUUUUGGCUGCAUUAGUUGCAUCUGGUUAUGUAGAAAAUCCUGCCUGUGCAUGGCUCUUUUUCUCCAUUGGACCCCCUGGCCUUUACUUAAUGUAGCCUGAAUCCACCUUUGCCCGGGAUAAAUCCUCUGGAGGGGGAGUGUCAGGCCUGCCACCCUCCUCAUGUUCUGCUUAAUUCUAUUACGCUCUCUGUGAAGCAAGCAGAACAUGAUCCUGGGGUUGAGUGUAAGUGCACAUAAAUGAAGGUAUAUUCAUGUUCUUGUGAUCAUUUUAGUCGAUUAUUUGACCAUUUUAAUGAUAAUUUUUUGCUUUGUUGGAGUAGGAUGUAUAAGCAUCCUUUGGACUCCUUCACUGGCAGGUGAAUUUUUAAUCGUUUCCACAGUAUUUGGAGUUCACUCAUUUAAAAGAUACUUGUACAAAAUGUUCCUUUCUGCAGUGGUGGAUUGGCAUUCUUUCUGAUGAUGAUAAAUAGCCUCCGCAAAAGGAUCUAUAGCGGAGGCAUGACUUACCCAGCUGCUGAGGCUGUGGUGGGCUUAAAUCCCCAACAUUCCUCCUGGAUGUGCCGAUGCCACCAGAAUGUUUCUCUAAACUGAGGGAGGGUUGUGGGGCAACGGGCUCACAGAGGCAGAUGUCCGGGCUUCAACUCCCCUGGCGCCUGCAGGGUUAAUUUUGAGCACUGAUGCAAGGCCCGCCCUGCGCAGGCAACACUACCUCUCUGAUCUUUGCAGACCUCGAUUGAAAGGCCUCCAUCCGGGCUCGACUGAAUUGGAAGGUGUUAACACGUUCGCAGCAGUUAAGGCCCACUCAAGAGGGUGGUGUUAAAAGACACAAGUCUUCUGAGUGAUGACUCACAUUACAGAGGCUUGAGUAAUCUUGGAGAGCUACAGGAUCAUUAAAAGCUGGAAUACCUCCAAAAUUCAAACUACAACUAUCAGACUUACCAAUAUAAAGGACUAAAUGAUGAAUUACUUGAAUUACACUUAUGGCAUGUCAGUGUCACAAUUCAGCAGGGGUGUGUCCAAACUUUUUGACUGGGGUGGCCCAGCUCGGAUACAGACACGAGCAGGGGUGGCCUAUGUCAAAUACAAAACAUUUACCCUCUACCUGAACAACUAUCAUUUUAGUAUGAUAAAUCCCACUGAGCAAUAGACGGCUGUUAGACGCCUAGUUUUGUUUUUAGACCUGAUUUUAACCGUCUAGAUUCUGUAUAUUUUUAGAUGGAAAUUAGACGUUACACUUAGUAUGGAAGUAAAUCUGUGCCUGAUUUUGAAUUUGAAUUUUCAAAGCUGAAUUUAUUUUUGCAUCAAAAUCAGACUUUGAAUUUUAAAACCAUCAAAUUUCAAGCACGCAUUUUUAUUCCUUACACUUAUUUUUUAACAAUGACGAAAUAAAUUGAUUGUUUAAUAUCUCGAAAUAUUAGUGUAGUACAAACUCAAAUAAAAAUAAAAAACUGUGUAAAAAAAUAAAUAAAUAAAAAAAAUAAAACAUAAAAUAAAUUGAACUGUUAAAAAAUUUCAGUGGCAAAGAAUUUAGUUUAAAACAGACCAACUCGACAUCCAGGUAAUCAGGGAGAAGCAAUCGAUUCCUCAAUCUUCUACUGGGAGAGACUGAUUUUUUUACACCGAAUUUAUUUCAUCAUUACAAAAAAAUAAGUGUCAGAAAUAAAAAUGGCUGCUUGAAAUUCAAUAGUUUUGAAAUUCAAAGUCUGAUUUUGAUGCAAAAAAAAAAUCAGCUUUAGAAAUUCAAAAUCAAAAUCAGAUGGCACAGAUUUACUUCCAUAACUUAAACCCAUUAUUCGAUCACUAUUUUUUCAAAACGCAACUGUGAGUUGCAUAACUGAUCUCAAAGUACUUAACCAAAAUAAUUAUGAUAGCCGUUGAGCAAUAAACAGUGCAGUAUAGAUAUAGCCCAGAUUUAAACUUGGUCUACUUGGUUUUUAGACUUGUGGUCGCCUGAUUUUAGACCAGUUGUCUAGGCUACAUUAGACCUCUUUUAGACCAAAAAAAGCUCAGUAGGAGUUGUUAUAUUCCUGUGAGUGAUGUUUUGACAGCGCAACAGAGCGGAAACAAAAAUCCUCUCAGCCUUUCGCCUCUAUCCUUGAAAUACUUUGGCUAUCACACGCUGUUUUGUAUCUGCUUGACUUAUGAGUCUUCUUCGCUUAUUUCUUAAAGGCACCAAAAAGUAAAAUGUGCCACAUGCAAAUGUAAAGUAAGCACUCACAGCCUGUUAAAACAUCCCAAAUAGUUGAUUUUGACAAAAGUCCUGCAUCUGACUGGACAAAUGGAUGCCAACUAAAUUUCAAGGGGGGCGUUUCCACCUUUGGCCACCCUUCUGGAUACACCUCUGUCACUCAAGGAUGAUCUGAAUUUGGAUUAUAGGAGCUGGGAUCAAACCUUCAACCUUUCAAAUAAGAGAUGGCAGACUAAAUAGGUCCAGGUGUCUUUAUUUGUAUUUUUAAACAAAUAGUUUCCGACUCAGAAUCUAAACCCUAAUCAUAUCCCAUCCAACCUCCUCGAGAAUGACAUGAAACACACUCAUUAACACGUCUGAUUAGUUUUUAAAUCUUUUUAGAGACUGUGGGAUCAUUGGUAUCCUCCUUUUAUUCUGGAUGCUAACCUUUAGCCUCUCUUAUUCUUGCACCGCGCUGGGAGCGACAUUACACAGCUUUAUUUUUAGCAGGUUGACUCGGGGAGAAUCAGCCGUGCUUUAACGGCGGCGUGUGUCACCGCUGCAACACUGCAAAGGAGCAACUGUUGGGCUCUCAAUUAAUGCAUGGUUCACACCACAUGUCACCGUGUGGGGUUUUGUGUUUCCUUUACAUGUUUUUUGCAUAAUUUAAAUAUAUCCCCAUUUUUUUAACGAAUCAUGUAGUUGUCAGACAUCUUUAUUUACUCCUAUCUUGAUUUUAUUUGUCAUUUGAUGCAGUAACACUUUAGCCAAAGCCACUCUCAGUCUUGGCCUGAGUCAUGUGGAGUCAUGGACCACAUGGUCAGUGGCUGUACUCCAGGUUAUGGAGCAGCAGGACGCCAUGGCGGCACUGCCCACUGUAAAGGUGGAGUUUUCUUGAACUAUUUACUAUUUAUAUCCUCGCGCAGACGGUGAUGAAGCAUGGCGCAGCGUGGUUUCAGUCACCCUUUUAUUAUGAUGCGUGUUUGAGUAUGCAAUCAGAAGUCUGGCAUUUAUAAAUAUCAAAUCAAGUGAAACCUUUAUUAUGUUAAUAUGAUUCCUGGGCUGUGCUGACAGGAAGUAUGCAGAUAAUCCGAAUUAACAACCAAACGCCUGCUGUUACACUGCAGCGAUCAGCUUUAAUAUUCCACAAACAUGUUGUAAAUACUUGAAAUUCCCAAACAACUUUAUGGGAAGUGUUAUGUCGGUGGAUAGUCGUAUCUAAACCCCCCCAGGACAUGGAAGUGUGAACCAGGAAGACUUCCCAUCUGCUACUAUUUAUAACUCAUAGCUGUGGCGGGUUUGCCUGUGGCAGGACUGUGUGGGAGGCCAGUUCUGAGGCCUGGGCACACAAGGACAAGCUUCAGAGCGUUAUAAGUCUGUGAUAGGUGGGUAAAUAUAGAAGAGAAAAGACCGAGGAUUGCACAUCAUUGUCUCAUAGCGUAUUUUACUGAUGGGAACACUCAGUCCAGCGGCUGUUAGUUAACCGGGGAAGUCCCCCCUCUCUGUCUCUCUUUGCUGCUGUUGUUAUAAAGCCCAUGGUGAUGCCAAACAAAUGUCUUUGUCUGGUUAUUUUCAGUGUUUGCUUUCUAAAUUAAGAGCUGAUUGUAAUGGCAGCUGUGAUCUCAGCUAUCCAGUAUGUUCAAAAGUGGGCAUGACACACAGUAAGCUCUCUCAGAUUGUUACACACAUACACAGAUUAUAGGGGAUGAGUAAUAGGACAGGCAAAUGCGUUUUGGGAUGCAAAGUAAGAGAGCAGAAAAAUAUUGCUUUUGUAAGUUUAUUGUUUAAUUUGCAAGCGAGAAAGAAGACAACUGAAUCUAACUGUGGCUCGCUUUUACGUUUUUAGCUGUUAUAUAUUAAAAUUUUAAAAAAUCAGUAAAAGACAUUUACCAGACUGUGACGACCAGUAAGUUUUAGUUUUAUAUGCACGUCUAAUUGUCAUACUUAUCAGACAUAUGAAACAAAUAUUCACUGACACAAUGCUGCAGAUUGGGGCUCUAUCGCAUUUUCCUGUUAUGAUUAUUGUGACUAUAAAAAAAAUGUCGGUGAAUCUGACGUCGCAACAACAAGAAAUCUGAUUGGUCAGAAGUGGACACACAGUAUGCGAAACUUUAGAAUAUUCAAUUGUGGUACGAAAAAAUAAAUGCUGCAAUAUCGCAGGACAGAAAAUGUCGCUGAUGUGAACACUUGUAUUGACAGGAUACGGGUUAGAAAAAAUACUGACGUCUGAAAUAAUCGCAUGAAAAAAACGCUCCUGGUGUGAAAGGACAUUAAAUUUGAAUAAAAUAACACAAUCGGCCAUUUAAGAGAAGGCGAACAAUGAUGUUGUAACUCGUAAACUCGUAUUGAUAAAUACAACUGACGUACUUACAUGAUGAUCCCUUUCUAAAGAUGUUCAAAAUGAUGUUUUAUCAGACAGGAACGUCUUUAGAGAACAGACUGACUGCUUCAUAAAAUGAUCUUUUUUUUAUGUUUAUAUUUGACUUGCUGACUGUCUUGGAUUUGCCUAUUUUGCUGUAUUGAAAAAAAAACAUGCUUUUAUUUUGAAAUAAUAUGUACACCACUACUCUAGACUCACAAAACAAUCUGUGAACAUAACUUUUUAAAGGUUCAGACUUCUUUUCGAGAGCUGUUACUGCUAGCUAGUAGCGCCUGCAGCUGCUGCUUCUUUCCCUCUGCGUUAUGGCAGGCGGUAUCACACUUCUACUGCCCCCUAUUGACUCAUUUUGAACACACCAUUAAUAUUUCAUACUUUGAAAGGACAGUAAUCAUCAGUAUAAGUAUAUAACGACAGUCCUGCUGCAGAUGUAGUGAAGGUUCAGGUCUGAGGCUUUAGAUCAUGCGAGUGUUUCACACAUUAGCCAUGUCUGGACUGUAUCAUCUGUGUGUUACCCCUAACUUCUCAGUGCUGGAUGGUCGGCAGGGUGUGUUGCCAGUGAUAAUGCAUCACCAGCCUCUGUAGUAUAGCAUUAAAAUGAAUCCAUGACAGCCCCAUCGCCAUGAACUGAGACAGAAGUUUGCAGGCCACCUCGAUCCACCUCCAGAGCUCUUUUACGAUCAAAUACAUCCUCUGAGAAUUUCAAGAAUUUGAGAGCAAAGUGAAAAUUUGAGCUAUAAAUGAGUAUCAAGAUUGACAACAUAAAAACCUUCGAUCUUGUUUGCUUUUUUUUUUUCAUCUCACUGUUAAUUUCAGGCUAUUUCACAACCUGUCAAAAACUCCUCACAGGAGCUUUAACUUUUUAUGAUGUCUUUACAGAAGAAGAUGUCACCACCACCCUCAGAGACAGAUCUCACAUUGAUGAGACGCUGCGGCUUGCAGCUGCGGAAAAAGCGGGAGAUUAUGCAGGUGAGAAUCUGGGGUGAAGUGUAAUUUUCUCUUCAAUAAUUCCCACUUCUGUCCUGGCCUUGCACCUUAUAAACACCAUAUCUGUUUCUUCUUUCCUUCCAGCGGCUAUCGAGAGGUUGCGAAAGAUCUACCACACAUCCAUCAAACCCAUGGAACAGGCCUACAAGUACAAUGAACUGAGGCAGCAUGAGAUCUCAGGUACCUCCGAGGCUUCGGCUUCAGCUGCGCUCUGCUCUGAUGUGUGCGGUUUUUCUGUUUGGACUGCUUUGAUUUUUGACCUGUUUGCACACACAAAUCAUCCUCACGCCACAUUAAAAUACACAAAGAAAGGUCUGUCUGAAGAGAUUUAGCUGUGUGAUCAUCACUAAGGUCAAAUCUGUUGAUUAUUUUUGGUUGGAAAAAAUAGCAUCAGAGGUGAUGUGAAGCUUUCAUGCAGAGAAAUGUUCAUGUUUAGACUUUUUGAAGACAAUUGUUUCCCAAAACACUAAAUCUAAUCAAAACUAAAUUCACAAUAUUUGGAAAUAGGAUAAAUAACUCACAAAAGAAACUCAUGAUAAAUAACAUAGAAACAGAGAGAGUGAAUGAAAUAAAGUUUCUUGGAGUCAUAAUUGACAGCAAAUUAUCCUGAAAGCCACCUUUACAGUACAUUACAGCAAAAAUAGCAAAGUCAAUUGCAAUACUACUUAAAGUCAAAUAUCUUCUAAACCCGUCUAAAGCACCUACUGUGUGGAAGUGUGGAGGAACACACACAAAACAAACACAGGAACAAUAUACAAACUCCAAAAAAGAGCAAAAAUAUAGUAAAUAAAAGUAGAGAACCAUCAAACCCACUCUUCAUCAAACUGAAGGCACUAAAGUUUAAGGAUUUGGUCGACGUCAAAACAAUUCAGAUCAUGUACGAAGCAAAAAAGAAUCAGUUACCACAGGGCAUCCAAAAGUUGUUUUAAAUAAGAGAAAACAAAUAUAAUCUCAGGGGAAUAUGCAUUUUAAAAAAAACAACCUGUACGUACAAACACAGUCAAAGGAGUUAAUCUGUGGAGCAGCUGCAGCGAAGAAAUGAAAACCUGCAGAUCGCUGAGCGAGUUCAAACUUAUUUUUAUAAACCACAUUCUGAGUGGAUAUAAGAGAGAAACAGAAACAUGAAUUUAUAACAAUGUGCAACAUGCCUUUUUAUCUGAUAUAUUUUCUUUCUUCUGUGUUGUUAUUUCUACACAUGCUCUGACUGAUUAAAUUACAGUAACACGACAAUAAAGAGGUAGGACUAGAUAAGUUUGAUCAACUUCAUCCUACACCCCUUCGAACAAAGUAUGAUUAUCUAUGUUGCUACAGAGCUGUCUCUUUAAUCGUUUUGUAUAUUGUAUUUAUUUUGUUUUUCUUUUAACCUGUUCGAACAAACAAAUAAACUAAACUAACUAAACAAAAUAAAUAUUUUUCAAAAUAUAUUUUUCCUGUAUCUCAAACAUCAAAUAGGGACUAUAAAUCACACAUUUAUAUUAAUAAUAUAACUGGAUGCAAAUGAAAAAUGUAGAUGUCCACGUGGUCAGAAGUCUGGAGCAGAUCGUGGUCACAUCAGAAGGCGCUCCUACUACUCCGUCUGUUCUGCUAAAUGCUGCUAAAAACUACAUACUGUACCUUUAAUGUAGAUGCACUCACUGUCUCCGCUGCAAUCAGGACCAGAGCAGUCGUAUAACAAACUCAUUCACUCAUUUCAUGAGUAAAAACUAUCCAACCAGUAAAUGAAGUUUCAAACCCGACCCUGAGGGCAAACCAUUUCUUGUACACAGACAUAUUUGACACAUCAGGUGGUCAAAUAUGAGACCGGGUCUCCCACCCUCCCCCUCGCACAUUGUCACUCUACCCCUACAUGUUGCUUCUAGAAACCUCUCACCCUCACUCCUCACUCUCCUCCCUUCACUUCUCUGUACUCCAACCUCUCCCUCCCUCCUCCCUUCCCCCACUCCCCUCAUCUAACAGCCUACCCCGGACGAACCCUGGGGGACUCAGCCACAGGUGGGUGUGGGCCGGGCUUACCUGUGCAUGUCACUGCCUGAAGUGCUCCGCCCCUCCUCCCGCCCCCUCAUUUGUCCUUGUGAAUCAUAGAGAUCAAAAUUUCAGAAAAAGAAUCACAAAACUCAAUCUAAAGUGACUUUAAUGAAAUGAAACGUCACCUAAAUUUUGAGGGGGUUGCAUGUGCAGCUUUAGCAGAAGACGUGCAGGUUUGAGGAGGGGACACUGGUGGGAAAGGGUGGUGAGUUUACAGCGAGGAGUCCAGUAACUGAUGUUUUGUCAUUAAAAUAACUCCAGAUUUUAAGAUGAUUUCCCCUCUUCUUCAAAUGCUGUCAGGAACCUUUUCAUCCCCAUCUUCCUCUAAAUUAAGACAGAUUCGGAUCAGUGGAAUGUAACACAACAUACCUCUGCCCUACCACCCCGACACCAUGUCCACUCACAACACACAAAGCAGCUUCUUCUGACACACACGGCCUGCUGUGAGAGCUUCUGCUGUGUUCUUCAUCACUGAGAUAUGGCUGCAGCUUUAACCCGCUGACUGUACAUCAGGACGGAUGACACGUCCACACCUUUUCAUACUGCAAAAGUGAUGCCAAAAAUCCAAAGUCUGAGUCUGCAUAAUAGAAAUUAGGUCCUGGAGCCACAAUGUUAAUUAAGGAUCCUUUAGGUCAGCAGAGUUUACAGUGAACCGUCCUUGUGUUUGUAGCUCCUCUUGUUUUUUAGCAUCAAAUAAUUAACUACAAGAAUUAAUCAGCAUAUUUUUCAUUUCAAAGUUUCCAAUUUGUGCCAAUUUUGGCGCCCCCCUGUGGGCAAAGCAGUCUUCGAGAAGUGACUUUUGACAACAGAUCGCCACCGCUGAAUUUUGACAGUCAAAUGAGUCAUUUAUCGUGAAUAUUUCAUGUGGAAAGUUGUUAAAAACGGCCUCUCCGGCCCCACACUGAUUUCAGGUUUUGUUAAAAAUAAGGAUAUAAAAACUACCAAUCCUGAUGCUGAUGAUCUUGUUUGCUUUUAAAUAUCAGGAAAAGACAUAAAUAUGAAUUUCAGUCUCUUUCAUAAGCAUAAAAAACUCUUUAUAGGAGCUUAAAUGACCUUUCAGUCAGCUAAAUGGAGCAGAAUCUUUCACAUAAUCCAUCUUUUUGUACAGUCUGUGCUCAAACCCAACACUUUUCUUCGCUUGUCUUUCUUUUUUUAUUGUUUUCUGGCUCUGCGGAGUUUCUGUCUGUGCUCUGGAUGGAGAAUGACAGCUCUACUCUGAUAUGCUUUUGGUGUCUGUCAGACUUGAAGUGCAGUUCGUCUCAAAAACAAACUCUCCUUUUCAGAGGCAAAAAGCAGAGCGGCGUCUUCUCUAAACAUAAUAACGAUGAACCGCUCAAGUCUUGACACUUUUCUUACCAGCUGCAAACAAACUCUGAGCUCAAACCAUGACUUAACCACUUUUUAUUACAAUUUUAAUCAUUUUUUUAUUGAGACAUUCAGCCGAGGUGUUACUUAAUGUUUUACUUUUCUGACCAACAGACGGAGAGAUCACAUCGAAGCCCAUGGUGCUGUUCCUGGGGCCCUGGAGUGUAGGAAAGUCCUCCAUGAUCAACUACCUGCUGGGCAUGCACGACAGCCCCUAUCAGCUCUACACAGGUGGGUUUAAAGUGGAAUUAACACCAGACUUUUAUUCUUCCACUGUGGAUGAAAACACCGUCUGAGAUGGCUUGGCUGUUUUUCAGGAGCCGAGCCGACUACCUCCGAGUUCACCGUCAUCAUGCACGGGGAGAAGAUCCGCUCUGUUGAGGGUAUCGUGAUGGCGGCAGACAGCUCCCGCUCCUUCUCCCCCCUGGAGAAGUUUGGCCAAAACUUCCUCGAAAAGCUGAUCGGUAUCGAGAUGCCGCACAAGCUGCUGGAACGUGUGACUUUCGUGGACACGCCCGGAAUUAUCGAGAACAGGAAGCAGCAGGAGAGAGGUAAAACGAGACUUCUGAUAUCGGUUUGUGUGUUUAUGAAGAGGUUACUCUAAGUUUAAUGGUUUGUCUGGUCUUUUAUCUGUCCAGGCUAUCCUUUCAAUGAUGUCUGCCAGUGGUUCAUUGACCGCGCUGACCUGAUCUUCGUGGUGUUUGACCCCACAAAGCUGGACGUGGGUUUGGAGCUGGAGAUGCUCUUCCGUCAGCUGAAGGGUCGUGAAUCUCAGAUCCGCAUCAUCCUCAACAAGGCCGACAACCUGGCCACUCAGGACUUGAUGAGAGUCUACGGCGCUCUGUUUUGGAGCUUAGCCCCCCUCAUCAAUGUGACCGAACCCCCUCGUGUCUACGUCAGCUCCUUCUGGCCGUACGACUACGCUCCUGACACCAGCCGCGAACUCUUCAAGCGAGAGGAGAUUUCCCUCCUGGAAGAUCUGAACCAGGUGAUCGAGAACCGCAUGGAGAACAAAAUCGCCUUCAUCCGUCAACAUGGAAUCCGUGUGCGUAUCCACGGCCUGCUGGUAGAUCGCUACGUCCAGACCUUCAAGGAGAAGAUGAGCUUCUUCAGCGACCCCGAGCUGGUCUUCAAAGAGAUUGUGGACGACCCAGACAAGUUCUACAUUUUCAAGUCCAUCCUAGCCAAGACGAACGUCAGCAAGUUUGACCUGCCCAACCGCGAUGCUUACCGUGACUUCUUUGGCAUCAACCCGAUCAACAACUUUAAGCCUCUGUCGGCCCAGUGCUCCUACAUGGGGGGAUGUCUGCUGGAAAAGAUUGAGAAGGCAAUCACCAAUGAGCUGCCUGCCCUUCUGAGCAGCAUUAACUCUGGCAAGCAGCCCGGCCUGUCCUCCUGCGAGGCCACGGGCUGCGGUGAAAAGCCAAAGAACCGCUACCGGAAGAACUGA
This is a messenger RNA of Xyrichtys novacula (pearly razorfish), 13426 nucleotides long. The record is from the annotation of a GenBank genome assembly. NCBI's taxonomy places the organism in Eukaryota, Metazoa, Chordata, Actinopteri, Labriformes, Labridae.